Molecule: messenger RNA, 318 nt
Organism: Penicillium coprophilum
Lineage: Eukaryota; Fungi; Ascomycota; Eurotiomycetes; Eurotiales; Aspergillaceae
Exons: 3
Coding region: 1-318 (105 amino acids)
Source: RefSeq, a predicted model, not a curated record
AUGUCAUUCCUCUCCAUCCGUGUCGCCUCUCGCCAAGCUAUGCGGACUAACCUCGCUGUGCCAGCUGCCACUUUCCACUCUUCAGCAGCCCGGCGCUUCAAGGAGGACGAUCAAAACCGCGACGACCUUGCCACCUACUACGAAGCCCAAAAGCAACAAGUCCUCAAGGGUAUUAAAGAGGGCACUGCAAAGUGGAAGUAUGAGCUGGCUAGUAAUAGCGAGGCCGAUGUCAAAGCGGAUCGCGGCGAGUUAGAUGAUGAAGAUGUCAGUUUCGAGGAGUGGCAGCAAAAGACAAAACAUGUUAAGAGCCAGAAGUAA